Molecule: messenger RNA, 606 nt
Organism: Nerophis lumbriciformis (worm pipefish)
Lineage: Eukaryota; Metazoa; Chordata; Actinopteri; Syngnathiformes; Syngnathidae
Source: RefSeq, a predicted model, not a curated record
AUGAGGUGGAUGAUGAAGGUCUUGGUUCUGCCACUGCUGCUGCUGUGCUUGUGGCCUCUACAAAAUGGAGCGCAAGCCUGCAAGUGCUCCCCGAAGCACCCGCAAGAACAUUUUUGCCAAUCGGACAUCGUUAUCAAGGCAAAGGUUACUCAUGUGACAGUUGAUGUGGCCAGACGUCUCAAGUACCACAUUUUAAUAAGCGAGACCUUAAAGAACCCCAUAAGAAGGUAUUUUCACGCAAUCCACACUUUACCGAGCACUGCAGCAUGUGGAGUCAUUCUGACCAAAGGCACUGAGUAUCUAUUUAUGGCCAACAUUCAACGUGAUGGCGGACUCUACAUCUUCUCGUGUGACUUCUUUGAGCCGUGGGAAGCCUUGAGUGCCACGCAAAAGAACUUGUUGCGACGUUACAAAUUGGGUUGUGACUGCAAGAUCAAGAGAUGUGACUCCUUUCCGUGCGGCCCGAGCAGCCCAAAAGAGUGCUUGUGGUCAGACUUUCUGUUGCAGACAUCCCAUGGCGAGCAGGCCCGAAACUUCGCUUGCAAAAAGGGAAAAGACGGUUCUUGUGCUUGGUACAGAGGCCUAAAUGUGAUAAACUCUGAAUAA